Molecule: messenger RNA, 1218 nt
Organism: Fukomys damarensis (Damara mole-rat)
Lineage: Eukaryota; Metazoa; Chordata; Mammalia; Rodentia; Bathyergidae
Product: bcl-2-like protein 2
Exons: 9
Coding region: 189-1190 (333 amino acids)
Biological process (GO): negative regulation of intrinsic apoptotic signaling pathway; extrinsic apoptotic signaling pathway in absence of ligand; intrinsic apoptotic signaling pathway in response to DNA damage
Cellular component (GO): mitochondrial outer membrane
Molecular function (GO): RNA binding; protein homodimerization activity; protein heterodimerization activity
Source: RefSeq, a predicted model, not a curated record
CUCCCUCCUUCCUUCCCUCCCUUCCUCCCUUCCUCCCUCCCUCCCAGCUCCUGCACCAGGAAACGGCCUGGAUCCCGGCGGCGGCCUGACCCGACUCCAAGCUGGCCGGGAGGAUGAAAGGCCCCAGCUGGGGGCUCCUUGCCACCAGCACUGGGUCCUAAGAGCUGCCAUCCAGGCUGGCCGCCCGGAUGGCGACCCCAGCCUCGGCCCCAGACACACGGGCUCUGGUGGCUGACUUUGUAGGCUAUAAGCUGAGGCAGAAGGGUUAUGUCUGUGGAGCUGGCCCUGGGGAGGGCCCAGCAGCUGACCCGUUGCACCAAGCCAUGCGGGCAGCUGGAGAUGAGUUCGAGACACGCUUCCGGCGCACCUUCUCUGAUCUCGCUGCUCAGCUGCAUGUGACCCCUGGCUCGGCCCAGCAACGCUUCACCCAGGUCUCCGACGAACUUUUCCAAGGGGGCCCCAACUGGGGCCGUCUUGUGGCCUUCUUUGUCUUUGGGGCUGCCCUAUGUGCUGAGAGUGUCAACAAAGAGAUGGAACCACUGGUGGGCCAAGUGCAGGAGUGGAUGGUGGCCUAUCUGGAGACACGCCUGGCCGACUGGAUCCACAGCAGUGGGGGCUGGGAGCUGGAAGCGAUCAAAGCUCGAGUCAGGGAGAUGGAGGAAGAAGCAGAGAAGCUAAAAGAGCUGCAAAACGAGGUAGAGAAGCAGAUGAAUAUGAGUCCACCUCCAGGCAACGCUGGCCCAGUGAUCAUGUCUAUUGAAGAGAGAAUGGAGGCUGAUGCUCGUUCCAUCUAUGUUGGCAAUGUGGACUAUGGUGCAACAGCAGAAGAGCUAGAAGCUCACUUUCAUGGCUGUGGUUCAGUCAACCGUGUCACCAUACUUUGUGACAAAUUUAGUGGCCAUCCCAAAGGGUUUGCGUAUAUAGAGUUCUCAGACAAAGAGUCAGUGAGGACUUCCCUGGCCUUAGACGAGUCCCUAUUUAGAGGAAGACAAAUCAAGGUGAUCCCGAAACGAACGAAUAGACCAGGCAUCAGCACAACAGACCGGGGUUUCCCACGCGCCCGCUACCGUGCCCGGACCACCAACUACAACAGUUCCCGCUCUCGAUUCUACAGUGGUUUUAACAGCAGGCCCCGAGGUCGUGUCUACAGGGGCCGGGCUAGAACGACAUCAUGGUAUUCCCCUUACUAAAAAAAGUGUGUAUUAGGAGGAGAGAGAG